Messenger RNA from Tarenaya hassleriana, 1236 nucleotides. Its product is annotated as transcription repressor MYB6. The coding region runs from base 112 to 1077 and encodes 321 amino acids. The transcript is spliced from 3 exons. The record is from RefSeq and is a predicted model, not a curated record. NCBI's taxonomy places the organism in Eukaryota, Viridiplantae, Streptophyta, Magnoliopsida, Brassicales, Cleomaceae.
AUUCCAUGCACUGAGACAUUUUCCCUCUAAUCCACAUCUCUAACAAGAUAAGCCCCAUCUCUCUCUCUCUCUCUAGAUCUGCGACAUAUAUAUAAGCACUAUAUAUAGAAAAUGGGGAAAUCAAAGUGUUGCGAGGAAGAAGACGUGAAGAAAGGGCCAUGGACUCCUGAGGAAGACGAGAAGCUCGUCGAGUACAUUCAAAAGCACGGUCCAUGCAAAUGGCGCACCCUCCCCAAGCUCGCCGGGUUGAAACGAUGCGGGAAGAGUUGCAGACUUCGAUGGACGAACUAUCUAAGACCCGACAUCAAGAGAGGUGAGUUCUCUCCUCAAGAAGAAGACAUCAUCAUUCAGUUGCACCGUGUUCUUGGAAACAAGUGGUCCGCCAUCGCUACACAUUUGCCGGGAAGAACCGACAACGAGAUUAAAAACUAUUGGAACACGCAUAUAAAGAAGAAACUUGUACGGAUGGGGAUCGAUCCCGUCACUCACUGUCCUAAGAUCAAUCUCCUCCAACUCUCUUCGAUUCUCAACUCGUCUCUCUUGUUCAAAACGCCUUUGCAACAAGACAGCGUUCCGAUCAACCCGUUACUCGACCCGACCUCCUCCAAUUCCGCGUAUCUUAACCCCGGAUUCUUGAACCAGCUUGCAGCCACUCUCUUAACCGAUCUAAGCAAAAACCCUCCUCCGUACAACGACCAAACCGGUUCUUACCAGCUCCAAACCGAUCUAAACCAUCAGUUAGCGAUCAGUAACCAGCUUAGUCUUGAUCAUCAAACCGGUUUGCUCAACUCCGUACCGGCUCAGUUGCAGACAAUCGGAGAGCACGCAAACGAGUACUCGGUUCAAGCCGGUUUGGAUAAUCAGAGUAUGAGCCAUGUUCCUUUAACGACCGGUUGGAAUCUCGGUUCGAUCUUAUCCGCAACGCCGUCGAGCAGCUCGACGCCGUUGAAUUCGUCAUCGGCGGCUUAUAUGAACGGCAGAAGCGAAGACGACAGAGAGAGCUAUGGCAAUGACAUGUUGAUGUUUGAUCAUUAUCAUCAUCAUCAUCAUCAUCAUAAUAAUCCUCAUGAUUCCUGAAAUCUAUCAUGAUUAUGUAUAUAUGUAUGUAUGCGCUCAUUUUUUUUCUUUUUUUUUUUGGUUUGUAAGUUUUUACAUUUUGCAUUUUAGGCGUUAUUAAUUUAUUUGAGCUUUCCCCCCCUUCUUAUCUUGUAUUUGGUUUGUAUCAAAAAUUAUUAA